UGUUGACACCUCGACCCACCAGCCACCUCUGUCUUUCCUAUUAUUAUUGCUUCUAUAUUUAUUUUUCCACUUGAAAACCUUUUUACCUAAUACAUACAAGUGUGCCACUAAUCUAAAUUGAAAGCAAACAUUGAAAAAAAAAAUGGCAGCAAUGUUGUGGGCUUCAAGGGCUGCUUCAUAUCUCAGGAUCUCAACAUUUCACAGAGCUUUUGCCACUGUGGCCAAGGAUUUAAAGUAUGCAGAGUCUCAUGAAUGGGUUAAAGUUGACGGUAAAUCUGCAACAAUUGGCAUUACUGAUCACGCUCAGGAUCAUUUAGGUGAUGUUGUCUAUGUUGAGUUACCUGAAGUUGGGGCUUCUGUUGAACAAUUUGGCAGUUUUGGUGCUGUUGAAAGUGUCAAGGCCACCAGCGAUAUCAAUUCUCCUGUUUCAGGGAAGGUGGUGGAAGUUAAUGAGAAGCUCGACUCCUCUCCUGCUCUGAUCAAUGGAAGCCCAUAUCAAGAAGGAUGGAUUAUUAAGGUGGAGAUGAACAACCCCGACGAGGUCAAAUCGUUGAUGGACUCUGACCACUAUUCAAAGUUUUGUGAUGAAGAAGACGCCAAGCACUGAUUGAAACCCCACAAAGUUGAGCAAGAACACACUUUCCAGCAGGAUUUUUUCAUAGUGCAUAAAGAGGCCUUUCUCCUAAGCCCCAGAAGGUGGAGAGUACUAGUAGUGUUAUUUGGUCUUUGAUACAACAUUUGUUACCAUGACAGUUCUUUUUCUUUGCAAAUAAUUCAGUACUUUGAUGUUGAAUGUCAUCUAGUUUAAUUCUAGUAGUUAUUUUCCUCUUCUGCA
Molecule: messenger RNA, 835 nt
Organism: Lycium barbarum (goji berry)
Lineage: Eukaryota; Viridiplantae; Streptophyta; Magnoliopsida; Solanales; Solanaceae
Product: glycine cleavage system H protein 2, mitochondrial
Exons: 3
Coding region: 143-607 (154 amino acids)
Biological process (GO): protein lipoylation; glycine decarboxylation via glycine cleavage system
Cellular component (GO): mitochondrion; glycine cleavage complex; cytoplasm
Source: RefSeq, a predicted model, not a curated record